AUGACGCGUCUUUCUGUCCAUCACGGUGUCCUCAGGGCGGCCCUCCUGCUCGCCCUCCUCGCCCCGUUAUGCCCCUUGGCUCUGGCUCAGAGGCCCGGCCUCAUCCAACACCAUCAUCACGAACAAGAGCAAGACUCUCCGGACGACAAUCAGCUAGAGAGCCACGUUCCCCGCAACCCAGAUGCCGCGGCAGCAGCAGCAGAGAACGACGUCGUCGACGACAUCGACUCGGGAGUUGUCGUCGUUUCCGUCCUCCUCCUGCACAACCCUCCACGCCACAACGACGACGUCGUCCUGCACCACGCCCACAUCCACGACGCGCUGCAGCUCCAGCCUCAGCUCCAACUCCAGCUCCAGCUCCGUCUCCAGCAACGACACCAGCAGCAGCACCACCUACUGGGUGUCCUGGUCGUCGCCGGUGCCCACGCCGGCGAGCUACUCCUAUGGCCGUCUGACGCCCGUCCACAGUCCGCCGUGGCCGAAGCUGCCGUCGUCCUUGUCGUCGUCCUCGUCGUCUUCCACGCCCUGUCCCUCUACAUCGCUCGACAGCAUCACGUCGUGGCCCCCCAGCUUUGCCACCGAAUCGACGACACGGUGCCAGCACCACUCGCGGAGCAUUCGCAGCUUCCACUCCAUUGUGCGCCCGAGUGA
Messenger RNA from Sporothrix schenckii 1099-18, 651 nucleotides. RefSeq lists its product as uncharacterized. Bases 1 to 651 code for a protein of 216 amino acids. The record is from RefSeq and is a predicted model, not a curated record. Lineage: Eukaryota; Fungi; Ascomycota; Sordariomycetes; Ophiostomatales; Ophiostomataceae. The transcript is spliced from 3 exons.